AUGGCUAGUUCACCCGUGAACAACCUCUCCCAAAUGAAGAGAAAAUUGAAAUUAAAAUUUCUAACAAAAAAAAAAAAUUUUUUCAAAUUAUACGUAGAUGGCAAUUAUCUAGUGAUGGAUGUCCGUUCCCUUGGGAAGAGCUGCAAAGAAGACGUCGAACACUUGGAUACGAAGAAAAGGAUAAUGAGCAUGCUCAUCAUGAGUAACUAUUACUACAUCCUGAGCAGCGAGAAGAUCUAUUUGAAGCACUUAAAACGAUUGAAAUGUUACAAAAGAAUAAAAAAUAGUAUGCCCAGAUGGAAAAACUGGACCGGUAAAGAAAUCCACUUUCGCAUCCUGUCCAGAAUUGCUAAUCGUGUGUCAUAUAGCGACCUCUUACAAGAAACAGAAAAAAAAAAAAAAAAAAAUAUGGCUCAUUUCAAGGACACACAAAAGGAAGAGGAAACACACGUCAACCGAACAAGUGAGGGUGACCCCAUUCACCAUUAUCUAUUAGAUGCAUUCGAAGCAAAUUAUAGAGCCAUCUUAGAUACAGUCUCCUGGGCUAAUCUACAUGCCUUGUCAAGUGAACUUCAAGACUUUUAUAUCCAAAAAGGAAACCUUAUUUGUUCUCAUUACACUAUAAUGGGUAGAAAUUCUAACAACCAUUUCGAUCUGUUUUUCAAAUAA
This is a messenger RNA of Plasmodium coatneyi, 669 nucleotides long. RefSeq lists its product as uncharacterized. The transcript has 4 exons. The coding region runs from base 1 to 669 and encodes 222 amino acids. The record is from RefSeq and is a predicted model, not a curated record. NCBI's taxonomy places the organism in Eukaryota, Apicomplexa, Aconoidasida, Haemosporida, Plasmodiidae.